Tripterygium wilfordii is the source of this 1955-nucleotide messenger RNA. RefSeq names its product endoglucanase 11-like. Gene Ontology annotation, molecular function: hydrolase activity, hydrolyzing O-glycosyl compounds. The transcript has 5 exons. Lineage: Eukaryota; Viridiplantae; Streptophyta; Magnoliopsida; Celastrales; Celastraceae. The coding region runs from base 169 to 1737 and encodes 522 amino acids. The record is from RefSeq and is a predicted model, not a curated record. Gene Ontology annotation, biological process: carbohydrate metabolic process.
AAACAAGAUGGAGAAGAGGUUUACUUCUCAUGUGAAAGGCACAUGCACUAUAAAGACUAAAAGACGCAAUCUUUCAAAGGGAGAGUCACAAACAGUGUGAACUCUCUCACUCCCUAUUAUCUCCCUUCACCCUAGAAAGAGAAGGGCCUCUAUAGUACAGAAGAGGCAAUGGAAGUACAGAAGAAUCACAACCAUAUUUUUGGUCCCAAACAACACAUUCCCAGAUUUCUUCUUCUCCUCCUCUGCAUUUUCACAAUACCUAACAUCACUAGAGCUUUUGAUUACAGUGAUGCAUUGACAAAAAGUCUUCUCUACUUCGAGUCUCAACGUUCCGGUCGGCUGCCAUACAACCAGCGGGUCACUUGGCGUGACCAUUCUGGCCUCACUGAUGGCUUGGAACAAGGAGUGGACUUGGUGGGAGGAUACUAUGAUGCAGGGGAUCAUGUGAAGUUCGGGCUGCCUAUGGCCUUCACGGUCACAAUGCUUUCAUGGGGAGUCAUAGAAUUCCGCGAUCAGAUCGCAGAAGCAGGACAACUAGACCAUGCUUUAGAGGCUAUUAAAUGGGGUACGGAUUACUUCAUUAAAGCACACACAAGCCCGAAUGUGUUGUGGGCAGAGGUGGGUGAUGGCGAUACCGACCAUUACUGCUGGCAACGGCCGGAGGACAUGACCACGUCACGGCAGGCAUACAAGAUUGAUGAGAACAAUCCCGGGUCGGAUCUCGCCGGAGAAACUGCGGCAGCCAUGGCUGCAGCUUCAAUUGUGUUCAAGAAAACAAACCCACAUUACUCUCAUCUACUCCUACACCACGCCCAACAGCUGUUCGAGUUUGGGGACAAAUACAGAGGAAAGUAUGACGCGAGUGUGGGAGUGGUGAAGACAUACUAUGCGUCGGUGAGUGGUUAUAUGGAUGAGUUGUUAUGGGCAGCUAUGUGGCUACACAAAGCCACCGACAGAGAAGAGUAUUUGAACCACUUAAUUAACAGAGCUAAUUCUUUUGGUGGUACUGGAUGGGCCAUAUCAGAGUUUAGCUGGGAUGUUAAGUACGCAGGGAUUCAAAUUAUGGCUUCACAGCUGCUGAUGGAAGAAAAGCACAAGGAGCACACUUACAUACUUGAACAGUACCGUUCGAAAGCCGAGUACUACGUAUGCUCAUGUAUUAACAGAAACAUCAAUGGCAGCAAUGUCGAUCGCACACCGGGAGGUUUAUUAUACGUUCGACAAUGGAACAACAUGCAGUAUGUCUCAACAGCAGCCUUCCUUCUCACUAUAUAUUCCGAUAUCCUCCGAACCUCGAAUCAAAAGCUCAACUGCCAUGGAGAGAUAGCAGUAGACCAUGAAGAGAUCCUCAAUUUUGCAAAAUCACAAGUUGAUUACAUAUUAGGCUCUAACCCAAUGAACAUGAGCUACUUGGUGGGUUAUGGACCUAAAUAUCCAACAAGGGUGCACCACAGAGGAGCCUCAAUUGUGUCAUAUAGAGAGGAGAAGGGGUUCAUUGGGUGCACACAAGGGUAUGAUAUUUGGUAUGGCAGGGAAGAACCUAACCCAAAUGACUUAGUUGGGGCAUUGGUUGGAGGACCAGAUUUUGAAGACAAGUUCAUGGACCAAAGAGACAAUUAUAUGCAGACUGAGGCCUGCACGUACAAUACAGCACCAUUGGUUGGAAUUUUUGCUAAGUUUUUCCAACUUGAGAAGGAAAAAGCUGGUCAGAAUCUGCCUUUAGUUGCUUCUUAUUAGAUAUAUAGUAUCAAUUGAUACGAAUCCAUUUUAUUUUAUUUUAUUUUUUCUGAAAAAUUUCCAGGCUGAAGUAAAUUGUUCAAGCCGCAUCUGCACCUUAAUUUGUUGUUUUCAUUCUAUCACAGUGGUUGCCAUACUAAAGUGUAGAGAGCUCAAAAUGGAUGUUUAUUCAGUUUUUCACUUUCCAUGUGAAAUGAAAAAAGCUAUACUUUGUGUUA